This is a messenger RNA of Lycium barbarum (goji berry), 1064 nucleotides long. Its product is annotated as large ribosomal subunit protein uL30w. Gene Ontology annotation, biological process: maturation of LSU-rRNA from tricistronic rRNA transcript (SSU-rRNA, 5.8S rRNA, LSU-rRNA). Gene Ontology annotation, molecular function: structural constituent of ribosome; RNA binding. The transcript is spliced from 7 exons. Lineage: Eukaryota; Viridiplantae; Streptophyta; Magnoliopsida; Solanales; Solanaceae. Gene Ontology annotation, cellular component: cytosolic large ribosomal subunit. Bases 157 to 879 code for a protein of 240 amino acids. The record is from RefSeq and is a predicted model, not a curated record.
GCCAGAUUAUCAAACCCAUCCAGAUCCGAACAAAGCAUAAACAGUAUACUUUACAAAACCCUAAUAUAACACAUCAACAUAUAUUGCCGCACACUUACAUUCCCUCUAGCCCUUCAUCACAACCCCUCAUUGCAUUCUCUUCAACAAUUCAAAGAGAUGGGUGAAACACCAGUUCCAGAGUCAGUCUUGAAGAAGCAGAAGAGGAGUGAGGAAUGGGCUCUUGCAAAGAAGCAAGAACUUGAAUCUGCAAAGAAGAAGAAUGCUGAGAACAGGAAAUUGAUCUACAACAGGGCAAAGCUGUACGCAAAGGAGUACGCAGAGCAGGACAAGGAGUUGAUUCGUUUGAAACGCGAGGCUAGAUUGAAGGGUGGUUUCUAUGUGGACCCUGAGGCAAAGUUGCUGUUUAUCAUUAGGAUACGCGGGAUCAAUGCUAUGCCCCCACAGACCAAAAAGAUUUUGCAGCUAUUACGUUUGCGACAGAUCUUUAACGGUGUCUUUUUGAAAGUCAACAAAGCCACAGUGAACAUGCUUCAUAGGGUUGAACCUUACGUUACCUAUGGUUACCCAAACCUAAAAAGUGUUAGGGAAUUGAUCUACAAGAGAGGUUACGGGAAACUCGACAAGCAGAGAAUUGCUUUAACCGACAAUUCUGUCAUUGAGCAGGGAUUGGGCAAACAUGGAAUUAUCUGUGCUGAAGACCUUGUCCACGAGAUCAUGACUGUAGGACCUCACUUCAAGGAGGCCAACAACUUCCUAUGGCCAUUCCAGUUGAAGGCACCUUUGGGUGGACUCAAGAAGAAGAGGAAUCACUAUGUUGAAGGUGGUGAUGCCGGUAACCGCGAGAACUUCAUUAAUGAGCUCAUCAGGAGGAUGAACUAAAGAGCCUGAAAUUUUGUGUUUUUAGGCAUUUAAGUGAACCAACCGUUUCAGAUUUCUGCUAUUUGAGCUGCCAUUUUGAAUUAUGAUAGUAUACGACAUUCAUUUUUGUUUUGACCAUCUUAUUGUGUUGGAUCUUGAAUUUAUGUUCAUCUCGUUUAAAGGCUGUCUUUUUUUAUGUCCUUCAA